AUGCCGAUUGACUACAGUAAAUGGGAUAGACUCGAACUUUCCGACGACGAUGACUUUGAGUGUCACCCCAACGUUGAUAAAGCAUCCCUCAUUCGCUGGAAACAAGCUGACAUUCACCGGAAACGAGAAGAGCGUAAACAAAAAAUUACUGCUCUCAAAGCCGAAAUUGCUCAAAAUGAUGUCCUUCUUGAUCGAAUUGGCGCAAUGAUUUCGCAAGUUGAAUCAAAUGGUGUCUCUGCAUUCUUGAAGACUGUUGAAGAUUUGCGCGAGCUGAACAAGAAAACUGCUGAACAAGAGGUUCAGCAAAAGACCGAGGGCACCGAAGAGAGGAUGCCGUCCUUUGAUGAAAUGAUGGCGGUAUUAUACGAAAAGAUUAAGGCAGAAGUUGAAAAUGAGAGUGAGGAAAGGGUCGGAGAACAAUUGGUAAGCAAACUAAAAGAACACAAGGAGAAAUUGGCAGCGAGGACCAAGGAGGCCAAAUUGGAAUUGGAGAAGGAAGAAGCAGAGGCUCAUAAAAAAAUCACUAUGGACGACAUACACACCGGAUUUGACAAUACGAGAGUGAGCAAGGCUACCAAGGCUACCAAAACGGACUCACAUAAUAAGUCAUCAGCGUCAACAAAUUCUGGAAAUGCUAUCAACAAGUCUGCCUCAGAAAUCGUAACGAAACCUACAAAGACCGAGUCUACCAGCUCGAAACCAGCAUCUUCAACAGUUACUUCGACAGAACAGGUUGCUGAUGACGAUGAAGGAAUGAUCCCGUCAGACCUUACCAAAGCUUUUGCAAAGGUCAAAACUUACGAUGAAAGCUACAAGUUUAUUUCAGAUCAUCCAGAGAUCAUUAAUCAGGAAGCUGUUGAUAGUUUGCUUGCAGAAGCGUUCCAGGCUCAACUAAAAAAAAAGGCAAAGUAUGCUAAACAGUGCGUACAUCAAGGCUGGCUCAUUCAAUACUGUCAAAAGCUAGGUCCGGAUGGUGUAAGACUAUUCUUCAGGAGAAUAACGACAAUGGAGGGUGCCCGUGACGUAUUUGAAAAGGAUGUCAAUGAUACUUAUGAGCAUAUUUGCAAGCGCUGUGAAGUAAUCGAGAAGGAAAAGGGGAACCAACCACAAGUUGAACAGAUCCAAAUAGAAAUGACAGGUCCUGGGAAUAUGCUCAGCGUUCACGUACCAGACAAGAAUUCUGACGAUCCCGCCGAGAUAUCACGAUUUGAAACUUUCAUGACCUUGCCUGAAAAUUUGCGUGAAGCGCUCAAAACGGGUGAAUUAGAAAAGAUCAACAAGGUUCUUGGAAGCAUGUCGGUACCCGAGGCUGAGAAGAUACUGGAGAUUUGUAAUCAGUGUGAGGUGUUGAGAGUUGAGCCUGGUAUAAUUGACACUACUAUAGGGGAAACUAUUCCCACCAGGGAGAUGAUGGAAGGUAAUGAUGGACAGGAUAUGGAAGAGAGCCAGGAAGAUCAAAUGAUAGACGAAUGA
Messenger RNA from Paraglomus occultum, 1473 nucleotides. The record is from the annotation of a GenBank genome assembly. NCBI's taxonomy places the organism in Eukaryota, Fungi, Glomeromycota, Glomeromycetes, Paraglomerales, Paraglomeraceae.